This is a messenger RNA of Aspergillus puulaauensis, 1296 nucleotides long. RefSeq names its product ADP-ribosylglycohydrolase family protein. The transcript has 5 exons. Bases 1 to 1296 code for a protein of 431 amino acids. NCBI's taxonomy places the organism in Eukaryota, Fungi, Ascomycota, Eurotiomycetes, Eurotiales, Aspergillaceae. The record is from RefSeq and is a predicted model, not a curated record.
AUGGCUCAAUCAGACCUGGGGUUUCUCGACAUCCACCCCUUCAUCCGCGAAGGGGUGCUCGAUCGGGCCCGCGGGUCGAUAUUCGGCGGUGCUUUAGGCGACGCAGUUGGGCUGUAUACCGAAUUUCUAUCGCAGGAUCUUCUUCGCGCUGCAUAUCCGGAUCGCAAGUUCCAGCUUGUGGACCCGGCGACGGAGCUGAAGAAUGAUGGACAUCGCAAUAAAUUUGUUAAAACUGCAUGGACUGAUGACACCGACCAUGCACUGCUCAUCGUGCUGUCCUAUCUGCAUAAUGGCCGGUUGGAUCCGCUCGACUUCGCGCAGCGACUGCAGUUCUGGUGCGAACAGGGUCUACGGUGUCUCGACCGAUUACCACUGGGAUUAGGACAAACAGUUGGAAGAACUGCGUAUCGACACUGGAAGACCUCGAACUACACAUCCGCUGCGAACGGGUCGUUAAUGCGCACUGCUCCGCUUGGGAUAAUGUGCCUGGGGAAACCCCGAGAUGAGACCUUCGAAAUAGCUGCGGCGUUUUCGAGUAUCACUCAUCCUGAUCCCCGAUGUAUUGUCGCCUGUGGUCUUGUCACCACGCUUGUCCGUGAUAUUUUGGACGGCCAGCUGCGCGUGGAAUCGGACCUUGAUAGUUCUAUUUUGUCGGCUGAGACGUAUUUCCAGGAAUGGAUUAGCAGGCAGAAUCUCUCGGUUGAGGAAGCUGCUAUGUACCCCGAAUUCGACCACGACGAGUACCAAAAGCAUGUAUCCGCCGAGAGCCUGGACGACCUUCAGCUGGACGACGGGCGGAAAAUGGGAUACGUUUACAAAACCCUAGGAGCGGGUAUCUUCGUCUUGCGACAAGGGCUUAGGCGCGUUAAUUCUGGAGAGUUACCCGACGGUCUAUUCGAAGAACUCAUCACGGAGCUGGUGCUACAAGGGGGAGACGCAGACACUAAUGCUACUGUGGCCGGUGCUCUGCUUGGUGCGCUGCUGGGGUACCGAGCCUUACCAGCCAAAUGGAAGGACGGCCUCAUGCAUGGUCAGUGGCUGUUCCAGAAGGCCGAUGCCCUGGCGUCCGUCUUGGGGAUCCAUCCCUUCCCCUCCUACGACGCCGAGAGGGAUCCGGAUAACCAGCUGGAUGGAGGGAAGCCACGACUAACCCAGGACCAGCUCGAGCGUCGUGAACAGGAGUUCGUCAAGGCCUAUUUUGCCAAGUCAGGGCAGCAGGCGGGUCAGAAGCAAACGGGCUGGGUGAGCAGGCUGUUUUGGAGAGCAGCAGCAUGGCCGCUGGAAGCUGGGAUGUAG